Messenger RNA from Morone saxatilis (striped sea-bass), 519 nucleotides. Its product is annotated as E3 ubiquitin-protein ligase RNF123-like. Lineage: Eukaryota; Metazoa; Chordata; Actinopteri; Moronidae. The transcript is spliced from 4 exons. The coding region runs from base 1 to 519 and encodes 172 amino acids. The record is from RefSeq and is a predicted model, not a curated record.
AUGAGCAAGCCCUUGGCGGUGAGGAAAAAGUUCCUUUUAAGAGGCAGAAACUUCGAGCAGACUCGUGGUGGGCAGCCAUCUGUCUCGACCGGGAUCUCUCGAGCUGCCUCCGUCCUGCUGUCUGACCCCUGUUUCCAACUCCACUCCAUCCAGCACCUGUUAGGGGAGGGAGGAGACUCCUCCAGCUCGUCAGCGGCCGUCACUGCCACCGCCACCGCUCGCCCAGUCAUCGGGUCCUUGGGGUCGUCUGUGGCCGCUCCCAUACCUUCAGCUGCUGGAAACCCAGAGCGCAAACACUUCUCUCUGCACGCAUACACAGACUACAUCAGUGAGGAGGAAAAACAGAAGGUGGAGCUGAUGUUGGCGUUUCUCACGGAUGAAUCCAAACAGGCUGCAGCCAGCACAGCGGUAAGUACCACUGCAUCCUGCUGCUGCUGUCACAUUGUCACAGAUCAGGUCAGACAGGAUCAGCUGGGAGACGUCGGCCUGCAGGAGGAGGAAGUGAAGAACAGGAACUAG